AUGGACACCGACCCAGCUACUAGAAGCGCGGGGAACACGACCAAUCCGGCGAGCUCCUCGUCGAGCUCGCUCGGAGCAGUCGCCUCCCCGCCCAUGGAGAGAAACAACUCCCAGUCGAGCACCCAUAAGCCUAGCCACAUCUCAGCGCAUCGACAAAGCUUCGUUGAGAACCAAAGAUACAUCCCGCCGUCUCCGCGCGACCGACGCCACCCAUCCUUAACACAACAAGCCGUUCUCGAGCUUAUGAACCACCCGCCUCCUAACCGACACCCAAAUCCCCGAUAUGCUGGGCGGGAUUGGCGCGAUAUUACCGUAGGAGAGUUGGCUGUACCGGAGGAGGUUAAAUGGGCCGACUUGGAUCUCAGUGUCCAAGAUGCUACCAUGCUCCUGGUGAAGCAGAACCCGAGUAAUGUUGUCCUCGUGCGCGAGACAUCAUCGGCCCAGACUGCUCUCACGACGUUCGACUACAGCGACCUCAAUGCCUAUCUGUUAGUCGUCGUCGGCUUGGCAACCCCAGAUGAGGAGAACAUCGCGCUGUAUGACCAAAUUGCGAAGAAGGCACAAGCGCAGGAGGAUAUCCCGUUAAGGGACAUUCAGACGCUUUCUCGGAAGGAAGAGUUGGUGACCUUACCGGCGGACGAAUACCUCGAUAAAGCGAUGGAGGCGUUUGGUAGUGGGAUCCACCGGGUACUAAUCACCAGCCCGACUGGCGAAGUAGUUGGCGUUCUGAGCCAGUUACGCCUUGUCGAGUUCUUCUGGAACGAAGCCGUCAAUUUCCCGGUAAUUGAACGGCUAUAUGGAAGUUUGCUUCGGGAUUUGCAAAUCGGCACCCAUCAAACUAUCGCCAUCAACCAUGACCGACCAGUGACUGAUGCUCUACUCCUGAUGCACAACGAAGGGCUGACAUCCUUGGCCGUCGUCGACCAAGGCCUCAACGUCGUUGGCAACAUUUCGACGGUUGACGUCAGGCACCUCACCAACGCGGCCAGUCUCCCUCUCCUCCAGGGCUCCUGCAUGAACUUCAUCAGCGUAAUUCUUUCGGAGCGCGGCAUGGAACACGGCAGGGACUCAUUCCCCGUGUUUCACGUCAACCCCUAUUCGACUCUCGGCCACACCGUUGCCAAGCUCGUCGCCACAAGGUCACACCGCAUGUGGGUGGUUGAGUCCGCCUCACCAUCCCCCAGCCAGCCCGCCACCCCGCUGCUCCAGCCUAGCCAGCCCAUCCCUUCUCAUCCAUCACCAAGUCCUGGAUCCACCCCUUCGAGCAGUGGCGUGAUCAUCCCACCAACAGCUAGCUCUAUGGCACCGCAAUCCCCGCUGCCAAACCAGACGUUCAACACCACUAUCAUGCAGUCCUCACUCCCCGGCGCCUCCUUAUCCGGCCGCUUAACUGGCGUGGUCUCCAUGACGGAUAUUCUCAAUCUAUUCGCCAAAUCGAGCGGCCUACAUCCGUCAGACCCGUCGGAGCAACGGGCACGGAGGCGGCGCAGUUCGAGCUCAUCUAUCCGGCCGAGCUUGGACAGCGUGAGGGCUAGUCUUGAUAUUCGUAGGUAG
Dichotomopilus funicola is the source of this 1554-nucleotide messenger RNA. RefSeq lists its product as uncharacterized. Gene Ontology annotation, biological process: regulation of mitotic metaphase/anaphase transition; cellular response to glucose starvation. The record is from RefSeq and is a predicted model, not a curated record. NCBI's taxonomy places the organism in Eukaryota, Fungi, Ascomycota, Sordariomycetes, Sordariales, Chaetomiaceae. Gene Ontology annotation, molecular function: protein serine/threonine phosphatase inhibitor activity. The transcript has 3 exons. The coding region runs from base 1 to 1554 and encodes 517 amino acids.